AUGGCCACCACCUCAGAGGCCAUCAAGAGCCAGUUGACUGCAACGGGACUGUGGCUGCCUCUGCGCUUUGAAGCGGUUUCGGGCUUGCUGCGACGCGUCGUGCUUGCCUCGGGGGUGACUUGCACCUUCACCGACAAGGUCAUGCAGGCGUUGCUCGAAACAGGGCACCUGCGUGCAGACUUGGAGGACUUGGACCUAGGCGAGGGUUGCAUGAGCAUGGAGUAUGCGGCUCUUCUUGCGAACCUCCUGUGCUGCGAGACCUCCUCGACAAACCUGAAGGCCUGCGUUUGCAGGCUCAUCAUCGCCGAUGAGGACAUCGGCCAAAACGGCCAGGCGACCGUCCUGGCGGAUGGGCUCAUGCAGCUGCUCUGGGGAGGCGCGCCCUUCCUGGUGACCUACGCCUGUGCUGCGUUGGUGAACCUCUGCCAGGGCCACGAAGUUGUUCGAAGUCAUCUCAUUCACGACGACAUCAUCCCGCUCUGCAAGCAUAACAUAAGGACGUAUGAUAACGACCUGGUGCUGUACUCGCUCAUGGUUCUGGUUCAGUUGACGAAGAGGUCCAAUCAUCGGGCGUCCGUGGAGAAGUACGGGCUUCUGGAGUUCUGCACCGGCCUGCUGCACUCGCUCCACGCCCAAGCAGAGACGAGGUGGCGGGUGCUGGCCGAGCUCUGCAACAUCAUGGGCCAGCUCUUUGCCGACGAGGCGUCCAGGGAGGCUGCAGCGGCACCCGGGAGUCAGGUGUUCGAUUUCCUGAUGACUCUCAUGGAGGCUUCCGUCUCCCAAGGUGUGUCGCCGCUGCCUGACUGGAGCAUCAAACUUCAGAGCAAGGUGCUGCUCGCUUUGCGCUCUGUUUGCCAAGUGUCGGCAUCGCGCAGAGAGCAGGUCUGCGACCAUGCGAGCAAGCCGCUGCCGAAGCUCAUGCAGGCGCUCAAGAACCAGGCGAACCUGGAGCAUGCGGAUUGGAUGAACCAGGCGGUGCUGCUCUGCUCAUCACUGAGCACGACUAGGGAGCACCUCGUGGACCUGAAGGAGGCUGGCUGGGAGCAGGCCUAUCCGGUGAUGAGUACUUGCCAGACUGCGGCCGAGCGCGACCUCCUCCGAGAGAGGAUGAUGGUCAUCAGCAAUGCGAUUGCCGCACUUGCCGGUCAAAGCAAGUAG
Molecule: messenger RNA, 1158 nt
Organism: Symbiodinium sp. CCMP2592
Lineage: Eukaryota; Dinophyceae; Suessiales; Symbiodiniaceae
Source: the annotation of a GenBank genome assembly